CCUGCAGCCUGGCCGUUGUUCUCAGAAUCAUGUUUUUUGCCCGUCUCUUCUCCAACGUCUCUUUCAGCAUUCCUCUUCCCGCUCCCGUCGCCCCUGAUGACCCCCCGGCGUUGUCUCAGGCUUGCGUGCACGGGCAUAUCCGCUCAGCUGCCGCCGUUUAGCUUUCUCGCGCUUCAUUAUGCGUAUUUUAUCUUAGUUUCCUUGAUCAGUAGCCUCAUCUUUUGGGGGGCGUCGAAUCCUCCACGGAGUGUUUCGUACACUGAUUCUCUGUUCAUGUGCGUCAGUGCUAUUACAGGUGCUGGAUUGAAUAGCGUUGAGGCGUCCACAUUAAGCACUUUCCAGCAGGUUAUUAUGUUUGUGCUUCUUUUGCUGGGACAUUCCAUCCUCAUCUCAAUAACUGUACUUCAUGUUCGGAAGAGAGCUUUUCAGCAUAAGUUCAAGGGGAUAUCCAAUGCUCUCGCGCGACGGCCCGCUCAGGAAGCGCUCACGCCUAAUCUGCAAUCGGACGUUCCCCUUGAAGAGAGAACCGAUACCAAGGGCUAUCUGACAGCAAAUACCAUUCCUCCGGAGGGUUCAAGUCGAUCUAGAAUAGUGAUCGAGGCGCAGAUCGCGGACACUAACCAUCACGGUAUCUCCCACGAUCGUUCAGCAUCGACCUCACCCAAGAACGUCGUCGAAACACCAUUGAACUUGAAUUACCAAAAUUAUGGGGCCAGGGAUAGCUGCAACUCGUUGAACAAAGCCCAAUUUAUGCCCUCCAUAGGACUAUGGCGAGGAACCCAGAAAUAUUUUGAGUCAAAGGGGCUCAUUUCGCGAAACUCUCAGUUUCACGGUUUGACCCCGGAAGAAAGAGAGAGGCUCCAAGGGGUUGAGUACAAGGCUGUUUCGUUUUUGUCGGUCAUUGUUCCACUGUACUGGCUGUUGUUCCUAUGCUGUGGGAUCAUGGGCAUGGGAAUAUGGCUAGAAGUCAAUAAACCGCAAAUUCCUCGAGACAACGGCUUGUCACCAUUCUGGACGGGUGCGUUUUUUGCGGUUUCUGCGUUCGUGAAUAGUGGUAUGGGAAUCUUGGAUGCGAAUAUGACAGCCUUACAAACAGAUGCCUACCCCGUCAUUACGAUGGGUCUUUUGAUCCUGGCAGGAAAUACGCUUUAUCCUUGUUUUUUGCGACUUAUAAUUUGGUGUAUGAGACGAACGAUGCCAGAUCUACCAGCAUGGAAAUCAUGGAGGAUUACAUUGGAUUUUAUUCUUGACCAUCCCCGAAGGGUGUACACAAACCUUUUCCCAGCUCGCCAUACAUGGUACCUACUGGCAACCGUCAUCGUUUUCAAUGGUAUUGAUUGGGCCGGCUUCGAGGUUUUGGCCAUCGGGAACAAAGAGAUUGAAGGUUUACCAACUGGAUACCGAAUCCUCGAUGGCCUCUUUCAGGCGCUAGCUGUUCGCGCUGGAGGAUUCUCUGUCGUCACAAUUGCCGACCUACGCCAGGGAUUACUUGUCUUAUACGUUCUCAUGAUGUACGUUUCGCCUUUUCCAGUGCUGAUUACGAUGAGGCAUACAAACGUCUACGAAGAACGCUCUUUGGGAAUAUACGCCGAGGACGAAAAGUCAUACGACUACGACAAACCUUCCGAAAACUCGAUCAUGGAUAUGAUGCGCCGACAUAUUUUCACGAAAGAGGGCACACGUCGACACUUCCUUCGCGAACAAUUGAAAGACCAACUUAGCCAUGACCUCUGGUGGAUCGCGCUGGCCGUGUUCUUCAUCUCUAUCAUAGAAUCGAGCAAUUACAACAGAGAUCCCGUGGGAUACUCGACCUUCAACAUCCUCUUUGAAGUGGUCUCCGGAUACGGCUGCGUCGGCAUUAGCACAGGCUACCCAGGCAGGGACCUUUCAUUCUGUGGAGUCUGGCAUUCCCUCAGCAAACUUAUCCUGGCGGCUGUCGCGCUACGAGGUCGUCAUCGCGGUCUCCCCGUUGCUAUCGACAAAGCUAUCAUGUUGCCGAAUGAGUCUCAUGCGUGGGUCGAAGAAGAAGAUGCUGCAUUGAGGCGAGAACAAUCCCGUGUUUGUGGAUCUGCAGCUGUUUAAUUGUUCGACUUCCCGCGAGAGUACUUCCUUGAAAUCUGCGAACUUAUUUACUUACGACCUUACCGACUAUAGACUUAACGACAUAGACUACACCUACUAUUUUUAGAGUUUAAUGGAAGCAACGAAUAGACCUGUCGAUAUGAU
This is a messenger RNA of Aspergillus versicolor CBS 583.65, 2226 nucleotides long. Its product is annotated as putative potassium transporter. The record is from RefSeq and is a predicted model, not a curated record. Gene Ontology annotation, biological process: intracellular potassium ion homeostasis; potassium ion import across plasma membrane. The transcript has 9 exons. Gene Ontology annotation, molecular function: high-affinity potassium ion transmembrane transporter activity. Gene Ontology annotation, cellular component: plasma membrane. Lineage: Eukaryota; Fungi; Ascomycota; Eurotiomycetes; Eurotiales; Aspergillaceae. The coding region runs from base 97 to 2082 and encodes 661 amino acids.